Messenger RNA from Penicillium angulare, 672 nucleotides. RefSeq names its product glycoside hydrolase family 3 protein. Gene Ontology annotation, molecular function: beta-glucosidase activity. Lineage: Eukaryota; Fungi; Ascomycota; Eurotiomycetes; Eurotiales; Aspergillaceae. Gene Ontology annotation, biological process: glucan catabolic process. The transcript is spliced from 4 exons. The record is from RefSeq and is a predicted model, not a curated record. Bases 1 to 672 code for a protein of 223 amino acids.
AUGCAUGAUGGUGAUCUAUUGAUCAACACCGUCGCUGAAAAUUGCGAUAACACAAUUGUCGUGGUGCAAGCUGUUGGCCCUGUUGAUAUGGAGAAGUGGAUCGAACACCCAAAUGUGACUGCUGUCGUUUGGGCGAACCUCGGUGUAUACACUAUCGCCAAAAGUCUCUCCGACUACGCACAACCCAAUAUAGUCGUUGAUCCCCAGCCAUACCCGCAGAUCAACUAUACUGAAGGCAUCUCAGUCGACUAUCGUGGCUUCGAGAAGAAUGGAGUCGAGCCUCGUUUUUGGUUUGGACAUGGUCUGUCACACUCAAACUUUACCUAUGGAGCACUUGAAGUCUCUAAACAUGGCAUGCUAGAUAAGGCUUUGAAAAAGCCAAUUGAAUAUAUUGGUAAUGCACCAGGUGGUGACAUGGCUUUGUAUAAUGUUGCUGUCAUUGUUCAGGUAACUGUCACCAAUGACGGCAAUCCGACCAAGGUUCUGCGUGGCUUCGUAGCUAUUCCUAUCCGAGAUGGAGAGACUCAGAAUCGCAAGAUCUAUCCUACCCGCAAAGACAUCAGUUAUUGGGAUGUUGUGCAGCAAACUUGGAUUACGCCCAGCGGUACUUUCAAUGUACACGUCGGCGCAUCAGCAGCAGACAUUCGUGUGGCCUCUAAGUUCACCAUCUGA